Messenger RNA from Ruditapes philippinarum (Manila clam), 1489 nucleotides. RefSeq names its product carbohydrate sulfotransferase 1-like. Lineage: Eukaryota; Metazoa; Mollusca; Bivalvia; Venerida; Veneridae. Gene Ontology annotation, molecular function: N-acetylglucosamine 6-O-sulfotransferase activity. The transcript has 3 exons. Gene Ontology annotation, biological process: N-acetylglucosamine metabolic process; sulfur compound metabolic process. The coding region runs from base 275 to 1489 and encodes 404 amino acids. The record is from RefSeq and is a predicted model, not a curated record.
AUGAAAUGAAUGGAACUGGAAAUAGCACUUUAUAUCAGAGUUACUUUGGUAAAUUUAUAAGAACAAAAUUUUAAGUAUAUUGUUUGUCACGUUUUUGUUAUCUACAAUUUUAUAUUACAAUUAUAAAAUAUAAAACAAUGAAUCAGCAUAUCAGAUAAAAUGAAGAAGUUUGAUUCAAAACAGGUUGUAUAUUGAUUUUGAGUGUUUUUAUGUCAAACAGUCCAUAAAAAGAUAACAUCGUUUUGCCAUUCUUUUUUAAAGGGAAGACGAUAAUAUGCUUGAAAAGUCAUUUAAAAAAGGAUUUGUGAUUCUAUUCUUUAUGUUGAUCAUAAAUGCUAUAUAUACAUGGAUUAAGCAAAAUAACAGUCUGGCUGAUGUUAAAUACAAUAUAGAUUUGCGUCACUAUAAAACAAAAGAAAAUUUAUAUAACGCAAGGUGUAAGAAAAUAAUAAUAAUUAUAGCAUACGGCAGAUCUGGAUCGACAUUUCUAGGCUCAAUACUUCAGGAAACCAUGUCAACGUUCUACCUUUAUGAACCUUUCCGAGCUGUUAAAUACUUACAUCAAAAACAGGUUGGCAAAUAUUCACUUUCAAGUGACAGUCCUUGGAUGCAAUAUUCGCAAUCCGAAACAGAACAGAAGGCUAUUUAUGCGUUUAAUUUGUGGGUUAAUUGUAGUUUAAGUUCCAUAUGCAUACCUCAAUUAAGUGAUGAACAAUCAACGCCAAAUGUACAUGGUUGUUGUGGGAAAAGGUUGUCGAGCAAUAAAAUUGAUACUUCAAACCUGUCAUGUCUGUAUGAAGAAGAAAAAUACUGUCAGAAUUCAACAAUACAAAUCUUUAAAUUUAUACGUAUGAGGAUGAAACUAGUUUUGCAACUUUUGCAUUUGUUUCCAAAUAUAAAGAUUAUUCAUCUUGUAAGAGACCCUAGAGGAAUAUUUAAUUCAAUAAUGACCAAAACGAAACCAACAGUGCAAAUGCAUUCUGUCGUGAAUUUUUGUGAAAACCUGAAAAAUGAUCUGGCAUAUUCCAAAGUAAUUUCAAAGCAAUAUCCAAACAAAAUAUAUGUUGUAAGUUAUGAAGAUCUUGCUAACAAUCCAAUAAAAACAGCUAAAGAUAUAUUUCAGUUUGCGAAUUUACGCUUCACAAACGCAAUAAUAAAGUAUAUACUUCUGAAGACGCAAUCAGAUAAGGAUACAUGCAGAUUCUGUGUUAUAAGAAAGAACUCUACAGAAACAUCUUUUAAAUGGCGAUCAACAAUAGAUUUAAGAACUGCGAACUUUAUAUACAAAGCUUGUAAAUUUAGCAAUCAGUUGCUUGGAUACCUUCCAUUAACAGAUGAAAACUCCCUAAGAAACGUCUUAUUGCCGUCAAGAAAACUAGGUGAUGUUAAAAGAUAUAUUCUAUCAAACAAGCAACUACAAGCAACUACAUGUUUGAUGGAUAAUACUAUUCAAACAUUACGAUUUGUUAUUAAAUGUGCAAAACACUAA